Mus pahari (shrew mouse) is the source of this 1279-nucleotide messenger RNA. It is a transcript of the gene Pcna, whose product is annotated as proliferating cell nuclear antigen. The transcript has 6 exons. The coding region runs from base 170 to 955 and encodes 261 amino acids. Gene Ontology annotation, cellular component: PCNA complex. The record is from RefSeq and is a predicted model, not a curated record. Gene Ontology annotation, molecular function: DNA binding; DNA polymerase processivity factor activity. Gene Ontology annotation, biological process: translesion synthesis; mismatch repair; leading strand elongation. Lineage: Eukaryota; Metazoa; Chordata; Mammalia; Rodentia; Muridae.
GAGCGCGCGCCUAGGAAGCCGCGGCAUUAGACGGUUGCGGGCGCAGGGGCUGGGUAGUUGUCGCUGUGGGCCUUCGCUACCGCUUCUGCACCGUGAGUCGGGGGACCUUGGCAGCCAGACGUCGUUCCUCUUACUGUAGCUCUCGUCUAGUCGUCACAACUCCGCCACCAUGUUUGAGGCACGCCUAAUCCAGGGCUCCAUCCUGAAGAAGGUGCUGGAGGCUCUCAAAGACCUCAUCAAUGAGGCCUGCUGGGACAUCAGCUCGGGCGGCGUGAACCUGCAGAGCAUGGACUCGUCUCACGUUUCCUUGGUGCAGCUCACUCUGCGCUCCGAAGGCUUCGACACAUACCGCUGCGACCGCAACCUGGCCAUGGGCGUGAACCUCACCAGUAUGUCCAAAAUUCUAAAAUGUGCUGGUAAUGAAGACAUCAUUACAUUAAGGGCUGAAGAUAAUGCUGAUACCUUGGCACUAGUAUUCGAAGCACCAAAUCAAGAGAAAGUUUCAGACUAUGAAAUGAAGUUAAUGGACUUAGAUGUUGAGCAACUUGGAAUCCCAGAACAGGAGUACAGCUGUGUAGUGAAAAUGCCAUCGGGUGAAUUUGCACGUAUAUGCCGAGAUCUUAGCCACAUUGGAGAUGCUGUUGUGAUAUCUUGUGCAAAGGAUGGGGUGAAGUUUUCUGCAAGUGGAGAGCUUGGCAAUGGGAACAUUAAGUUGUCACAAACAAGUAAUGUGGAUAAAGAAGAAGAGGCGGUAGCCAUAGAGAUGAAUGAGCCUGUUCAGCUAACUUUUGCUCUGAGGUACCUGAACUUUUUCACAAAAGCCACUCCACUGUCUCCUACAGUAACACUCAGUAUGUCUGCAGAUGUACCUCUUGUUGUAGAAUAUAAAAUUGCUGACAUGGGACACUUAAAGUACUAUUUGGCUCCCAAGAUUGAAGAUGAAGAAGGAUCUUAGGCAUUGCUAGAAAUUGAGAAAACUAAACCUUUGAAGAUUGCUUCUGAGAUGCCAGCGUGUCCCAAGGUCUUUUCUGUCACCAAGUUUGUACCUGAGCAUUCUUAAAUAUUAAAAUAUGUAGAUAUCUUCUGUAAAUAACCUAUUUUCUUUUCCCUCCAUUCUCCACAAUUUGCUUAAAGAAUAAGGUCCAAAGUAAAACUGAGUUUUGUUCACAUGACUGCUUCUGCCUCACAAAACUGGUGAUUUUCAUCAAUGAUCUUGACGCUAAAUGCAGUUUUAAGAAAUAUUUUUCAAUUUAAAUAAAGUUAACAAUUUGAAAAGUCA